Haemonchus placei is the source of this 996-nucleotide messenger RNA. NCBI's taxonomy places the organism in Eukaryota, Metazoa, Nematoda, Chromadorea, Rhabditida, Trichostrongylidae. The record is from the annotation of a GenBank genome assembly.
AUGAGCUUAAGAACCAACAUUUUCAAGGUUUCUCGCAGUGAUAUCUUCGAUGAGUUCUCCGAUAUGGCAGGACUUGGAGACCGUUUGGAAGAAAAUGGAGGCGAACCGAGCAAUGGUGGUGAAGAGGAUGGCAGCAUUACAGAGUUGAAUGGUAAUUUUACAGCGGAAUCAGUAGCUGCUCAGACUCAAACGUGGGAGCAGUUGUUGUAUGUGAAGAUAAAGUUACAAGCAGCGCUCAGGGCUUUUAAUCAAUUACCUCGUGGACAGUUAGCUAAGGAUUUGUUGAAAGAAGCUGAUGAAGAAACCAAAGCAAAUGUUAAACUCGGAAGACUCCACAUGACCAAAGGCUCAUGUGUUACUUGUUCAGGAGCGGUGGACUCUGAUGACGAAGAAAUAGAAAGUAACGAUGAAGAUGAAGAAGAGGAAGAAGAAGAAGUUCAACAAGCAACGUCCAUGAGCAUGAAGUCUUUGAGUAAGCGGAUAUGCAAGAGUGAAGAACAGUUUGGGAAGUUCAGGGAUUCAACAUUAAUCAAGUGGGAAGGACGUACACGUUUGGUAGCAUCUCGUCGACCAAAGAACGCUAGCACAGAUUUCUCGGCUUUUGAGAAGGAGAACGUUGUUUCUCAGAUUGAAAAGGUGAAAUUCUUUGUACAUUUUUUAGGGCUUUACCCAUUAUCUGCAACAAGGUUCUUAGCUAAGAGAGCUGAUGAGGAUGAAGAGAUAUACGACGAUGAUGACUUUUAUCAAGUUCUUCUAAAAGAGCUGAUAGACAAAAAAUCAAGUAAUACUCAGGAUCCUGUUGCAAUGACCAGGUUCUUUCUCAAUGCAAUUAGAAAGGUUUAUUUUGCUAUCUGUUUCCUUUGGACACUUUCACGGUGUUUGUCUUACAGGUACAUACCAAUUCCAAAGCUUGUAAAUUUCCAUCCAGCGAUGCCGGAAAUGGUGGAAUGGAAUCAUGAAACGCGGAAUGAACUAUUUAAGUCUCUGUUUUCUUAA